UAAACUGCUCGUUAACGUUGAUGUUUGACGUUUGCAGGGUUAUCAGCAGCAGCGGGAUGGCUAGCUGAAGUAAAUGCUGUCUGGCGGUUCAGGUGAACGUUGAAGGGGGGAGGGCGGGCCAACAAUGGACGUCACUCUCAUAUUGUCCGCUGUCAUUUUCACGUUGCUCGCAAUCGUGGUCGCGACGUCGUUGCUGAAAGGCUCGCUGCCCGCGGCGAACGCGCGCGGUGGCUUCAGUCGUAAAGGAGAGCGCGCGGCCGAAGGGUCGGCGAAGCUGAACGGUCACGUAGCAGCCGAGCGGAAGAAGAAGGAGGAAGACAACUGGAGCGAGAUCAGUGGGAGCUCACACGACCACUGGGAUGUAGUGAAAUCUGAGCAGGAACACCCCCACUUUCAGACAGAAGAGGGUGCAUGUGUCAAGUACUCGUCCUCCACAUUGAGCUCCAGCUUAGAGGUGGACUCGUGCGAAGCCUCGUCAGGGAGGAGCCGCGGGUCGUUCAUCGGGCUCUCUGGUACGGAGCUCCUAAAGUGUGCUUUCUCUUCUCCUCAGACAGAAGGAGCCACAGAGAGCCCUGGGGACAACCUGAAAGUGGAAUCAGAUGCAAAUAAUUCCUUGAAGUAUGUUCCUGGAAAGGCACGAUCACACCAUUUAGAGGCAAUGAUGUCCAAAGAAGAGCUGGAAGAGGAGCAAAGGGUACAGAGGGAGCAGCUUGCUGCAAUCUUCCAACUGCUGAAAGACAACAAGGAGACGUUUGGGAACAUGUCUGAAGGAGACUUGGAGGAGCAACUCAGACUCUACUCUAUCUGAGGCUUCUAUUGAACCUUAUCAUCUGCAGGACGUAUUCAGGACUCCAAAUAAUUUAAUUCCCUUGCAGUAUUUCAACACAGCUGUCCAUCUCACUAACCGGUAUUUUUUUGUUGUGUUUAUAAUUUGUAUCACACACACUUACACUCCUCCACCUGUCAUAUAACCUUGAAAAAAUUACAAUGGAUCAUUGUUUCUGUUGGUUACUUGGGAUAACAUUGGACCUGUUGUAAUAAACCAGAAUGUUGUGUGAA
Messenger RNA from Cyprinodon tularosa, 1059 nucleotides. RefSeq names its product matrix-remodeling-associated protein 7-like. The transcript has 4 exons. Lineage: Eukaryota; Metazoa; Chordata; Actinopteri; Cyprinodontiformes; Cyprinodontidae. The record is from RefSeq and is a predicted model, not a curated record. Bases 125 to 808 code for a protein of 227 amino acids.